Fusarium redolens is the source of this 660-nucleotide messenger RNA. RefSeq lists its product as uncharacterized. The record is from RefSeq and is a predicted model, not a curated record. Lineage: Eukaryota; Fungi; Ascomycota; Sordariomycetes; Hypocreales; Nectriaceae. Bases 1 to 660 code for a protein of 219 amino acids. The transcript has 3 exons.
AUGGAUGACAAUGAAGCCUUGACUUCAGAGCCCAGUGUACAACAAGGACACAAGAGUGGGCCGCAUCAGUUGAACGAGCCAGUCCAGAAGAAGAGGAUUUCAUCAGCUCGAGAAACUGGCCACCGAGAAGUUGAAUCUCCUUCUGAGAUAGCAGCAGCUAGAAGGACAAGUAAUGAUAACGCGUCUAUGACGCAAGACCAUGGCACUGCCUCAUCGAGACAGGUGGUCUCUAGCGAUACAGACAUUCACUACACUACACCCCAACGACACGACCUUGACUUAUCGUCCGGGCAGCAUCAUUACGUCCAUUCUUCGAUCAAGGGACUCUUUGCCGAUCAUGCUCAUAUCCGGCGUCCACGCCCCAGCGCCUCAAGAUGUGAUGCUGCAUGUCACAUGUCCUAUGAGAGACAAAGAACCGCAUCGAUGCUGCCGACUCAACAAAACGGGUUACUUACUCGCAGUCCACAGCUUGGCGGUGAAGCUCAUCAUUCAAGUGCCAAUCAUCAGAUACACGACACCACUGGAAGACGAGAUACGCCAUCAGCUCAAAGCAGCAUACCUGUUCCUGAUCUCCCGCUUGUAAAGUGGUACGUCGAAGCACGACUGGCAAAGCGAUCCACUUCAUACUCCAUAGCGACCAAGUCUCUCAAGAAGUCCUAG